Olea europaea var. sylvestris is the source of this 1143-nucleotide messenger RNA. Its product is annotated as GTP-binding nuclear protein Ran-3-like. The record is from RefSeq and is a predicted model, not a curated record. Gene Ontology annotation, molecular function: GTP binding; GTPase activity. Bases 154 to 819 code for a protein of 221 amino acids. Gene Ontology annotation, cellular component: nucleus; cytoplasm. NCBI's taxonomy places the organism in Eukaryota, Viridiplantae, Streptophyta, Magnoliopsida, Lamiales, Oleaceae. The transcript has 8 exons. Gene Ontology annotation, biological process: ribosomal subunit export from nucleus; protein import into nucleus.
ACAUUGCAAAACCUCCCGAAAAGAAACCCUACUCUUCCCAUUAUAUAAACAUACAAACAUUACACUUGUCAGCGUAAAUCUCACGUCUCUGGUCUAUCUCGAGUUCUUGAUCCUUCAUUCUGUAUUUAUCUUUCUAGAAGACAGCAGAUACAAAUGGCGUUACCAAAUCAGCAGACUGUGGAUUACCCAAGUUUCAAGCUCGUACUUGUUGGCGAUGGUGGCACCGGGAAAACUACAUUUGUGAAGAGGCAUCUCACUGGCGAAUUUGAGAAGAAAUAUGAACCAACCAUUGGCGUAGAAGUACAUCCACUGGAUUUCUUCACAAACUGUGGGAAGAUCAGAUUUUAUUGCUGGGACACAGCUGGUCAGGAGAAAUUUGGUGGCCUUAGGGAUGGAUACUACAUCCAUGGACAAUGUGCCAUUAUUAUGUUUGAUGUAACGGCACGAUUGACUUACAAGAAUGUCCCAACGUGGCAUCGGGAUCUUUGCCGGGUCUGUGAGAACAUCCCAAUUGUGCUUUGUGGCAACAAGGUUGAUGUGAAGAACCGACAGGUGAAGGCAAAGCAAGUUACGUUCCACCGGAAAAAGAAUUUGCAGUACUAUGAAAUCUCGGCAAAAAGUAACUACAAUUUUGAGAAGCCUUUCUUGUACCUUGCCAGGAAACUUGCUGGGGAUGCUAACUUGCACUUUGUGGAAUCUCCUGCUCUUGCUCCACCAGAAGUACAAAUCGAUUUGGCUGCACAGAACCAGCACGAGGCCGAACUUCUUGCAGCUGCCAGUCAACCGCUUCCUGAUGAUGAUGACGAAGCUUUCGAGUAGAGGGAGAAUGUUGGCUGUGUAUUUUCCCCUGUGGUGCAUUCCUUUUAUUAUAUAGUGGCAAUCUCUGUUUUUUUUACUUCUCUCUCAGUCAGAUUCUCAUGAUAUCAUGAAGAGUACCGAGGCCAUCAACCAUAUAUGUGAAGGCUAUUAAAUUGGAACCUUGUUUGCUCCUGGGUAGAUGUUAUUAUAUCAAAACUUCCUAAUGUUGAGCUAUUAUUGAUUUUUGUACUAAAGUCGUGGAAGUUUUAGAUACAUAUGGUUUAACAGUUCUCUGUUUUUAACCUACUCUACUAUAUAAUCUUAAAUGUUCUAUACUGCUUUUUA